AUGCCGCCGAAACGAAAAGCCCAACCUCUUGGGUUGAAUAGAAGGGUCCGCCCUCGACGCGAGGAAGACUGGAAUCUCGAGCCUGAGUCGGAGAGCCAGCAGACUGACGAUGACGAUGUCUCAGAGGAAGACAUUGGCGAGCAAGAGAGUGAGGGCGAGAACUCGUCUGAUGCUAAAGACGACGAAGAUUCAAACUCUGAAUCAGAAGAGGAUGCCCCUCCCAAAAUUGAUCUCUCCUCGGUAUCAUUCGGAGCCCUAGCUCGCGCGCAAUCAUCCAUGCCCGCCACAAGCCGACGAGCAAAGAAGAACAAGAAAGCAGACUCCGACUCCGACUCUGAAGAACCCAAAAUGACCCUUCGCGAGCAAGCCGAAGCCCGUCGACUCAAAAACAAGGCCGCCGCCAAGCCCGGCCGCACAUCCAAGCACGCGCCGCAGGAGCAGUCCUCCAAGAAGCCCGUCUCGCGGCGCCGCGAGAUCCUCGCCGACCCGCGACGCAAGCCGCGCGACCCGCGCUUCGACCCGCUCAUGGGCACCGUCGACGAGGACAAGAUGCGGCGCGCCUAUGCCUUUCUCGACGACUACCGCGACAGCGAGAUGGCCGACCUCAAGGCGCAGAUCAAGAAGACCAAGAACCCCACGGAGAAGGAGGCGCUGAAGCGGCAGCUGCUGUCGAUGGAGUCGCGGAAGAAGGCGCAGAAGAAGCGCGACGAGGCGGGCGAGGUGCUGCGCGCGCACAGGGAAAAGGAGAAGGAGCUGGUGGCGCAGGGCAAGCAGCCGUUCUACCUGAAGAAGAGCGCGCAGAAGACGCAGCUGCUGACCAAGCGGUUCACGGAUAUGAGCAAGGGCCAGGUGGACCGCGCGAUCGAGAGGAAGCGGAAGAAGGUGGCGGGCAAGGAGAGGAAGGAGUUGGAUAGCCUGGUUCGCCCAAGGGAUAGGCGCUGA
Messenger RNA from Cordyceps fumosorosea ARSEF 2679, 942 nucleotides. RefSeq lists its product as hypothetical. Gene Ontology annotation, biological process: maturation of SSU-rRNA from tricistronic rRNA transcript (SSU-rRNA, 5.8S rRNA, LSU-rRNA). The coding region runs from base 1 to 942 and encodes 313 amino acids. Gene Ontology annotation, cellular component: nucleolus; 90S preribosome. The transcript is spliced from 2 exons. Lineage: Eukaryota; Fungi; Ascomycota; Sordariomycetes; Hypocreales; Cordycipitaceae. The record is from RefSeq and is a predicted model, not a curated record.